AUGACUUAAGUUGAAAAUCUAGAACAGAUCAUUCAAUAACAAAAGAAAGAAAUAUAUUAUUUGAUAAAGGCUCCGUUAAAUGAUUAAAAUAAUUAUCUAAAGGAGAAAAAGAAUCUAUUGGAAAAAGAAAAUGCAACCUAAGUCAAUUAUUAUGAAGAGAUAAUAAUUUAACAUUAAACUUGA
This is a messenger RNA of Paramecium sonneborni, 183 nucleotides long. Lineage: Eukaryota; Ciliophora; Oligohymenophorea; Peniculida; Parameciidae. The record is from the annotation of a GenBank genome assembly.